Molecule: messenger RNA, 1459 nt
Organism: Esox lucius (northern pike)
Lineage: Eukaryota; Metazoa; Chordata; Actinopteri; Esociformes; Esocidae
Product: keratin, type I cytoskeletal 18-like
Exons: 8
Coding region: 64-1200 (378 amino acids)
Molecular function (GO): structural molecule activity
Source: RefSeq, a predicted model, not a curated record
UACAGGAGGCGAUCUUCUUCAAUACAGUGUCUAGCUACUUUUUCUCUCGAAUCAACUACCGCCAUGUCUAAGAACAGUGCCAUCACCGUGUUCGGUGGGGCGGGGGGAAGAGGUUCCAGAAUGUCCGUUGCUAGUCUGGAGGGGCUGCGGAGUGCGAUGCGUUCAUCCGACCCUGAGAAUUCUAAGGAUUCCUCUCAGCCCCUCCGGAACGCCCCGGAUGAUAAGAAGGAAAUGAAGGGUCUCAACGACCGUCUGUCUGGGUAUCUGGGUCGGGUAAGGAAGCUGGAGAAAGACAACAAAGACCUGGAGGACGAGAUUCAGGACAUCUUAGACAAGAGAGGAGACCCGAACGCUCGUGACUGGGAUGAGGUGGAGAAACCGUUGUCUGACCUCAGAAAGAAGCUCCAUCGUAUGACCUUGGAAAAUGCACGUUUGUUGCAGCAAAGGGACAACUCCAAAUUGGCCCAUGAUGACUUUAAAAAUAAGCUCGAAAAUGAAAUAAAGACCAGGAAAAGUUUGAAGCACGAUCUGAUUGGUCUAAAGAAGAUGGUUGAUGACACCAACCUGAACCGCAUGCAGCUGGAGAGCCAGAUUAAAUCUGUAAAGGAAGAGCUGGAUGUUCUCAAGCAGGACCAUAAGGAUGAGGUCGAUAAACUGUGUCAGAAGAUCCAUAACUCCAACAUCACUGUGGAGUUUGACUCCAGGGACAGCAACCUCGGUGAGAGCCUCAAGAGGAUGCGUGCCCAGUAUGAGAAACUGGUAGAGAAGAACCUCAAGGACACCGACGCCUGGUAUCAAAGAAAGUUUGAAAGCAUCAAGGUAGAGGUGGUUCAGAACACUGAGGCUGUGGAGUUGAGCAGGAAUGAGCUCAAAGAGCUGCGCAAACAGAAACAGCGUCUGGAGAUCGACAUUCAGGCUAUGCUGAGAACGAUCAGCUCUCUGGAGGAAACUCGGCAGGAAAAAAAUGCCCGGUACAGCCAUGAGAUGACCCGUGUCAAUAAGAUCCUGCUGCAGUUGGAGGCAGAACUGGGAAAAGUUAAGACGCAGGUGGAGAAGCAGGUGGAUGACUACCAAGAGCUACUUCACGUCAAGAUGAAGCUUGAAGCCGAGAUCGAGAACUACCGCCGUCUGAUUCAAGGCAUCGCCCCUGACGACAGCCUGGAGUUUUCAUUAGCACAACCAGUGAAUCGUGGAUUGUAAGACCUGAUCCUACUGACCUCCCCGAGAAAUAUGAAGCAACAGCAAGUCAAGAGAUCAACCUCACAUAGGACAUUACCCCAUGAAGUCCCCAUUAUGGCAUUGAAAGGUAGCUGUAGGUAAGGCAGCGGUCUGAACAGUGGUCGAGAAGCAGAAGUCCCAACAACUCCGCCCCACAACCCUCUCCUUUUCCACCUGAACACACAUUCAUCUUUUUAUCUAUUCAUGUUUGAAAUCUUCAACAAUGUUGUGCACUGUGUGA